AUGGGGAAGACGACUGACUGCCCUUAUUGCGAUCGCCGUUGCAGCACUACCUUCAACCUCAAUCGUCACGUCUUAAACGUUCACGGAGUAAAGUUUAACGACAACGGUAACUUCGCCUGCUGUCACUGCUUCACCAACCAUCGACAUCUCGAAGACUUGGUGGCACACCAUGAAACUACUCACGGCUUCCCUGCAAAAUAUGAAAUGCGGGAGUUUCCGUCGAUGGAAAAGUUUAGAGAGUGGAAAGAAGAAAUGGAGAAGACUACACACUCCAGAUUUUCGGCGUCUACGGGCUCAAGGACAGCUGCUGAUGGCAUCCAGAAGUGGUACCUUAAGUGCCAUCGAUCAGGCACAUACAUUCCAAAGGGAACCGGAGCAAGACAGCUCAAAUCACAGGGUAGCGUGAAAAGCGGUGGAACAUGUCUUGCACACAUGAAAGUCUCAAAGGAUGGCCCACUAGUGACGGUCAAAUACCAGAGCUCACACCUAGGGCAUGAUUUUCAACUAUGUCACACCACUCUCUCUACGUCCGAAAAAGCUACCAUUGCAGAAAAACUGCAAGAAGGGGUGACCCUGGAUGCUGUUCUGGACAGCAUACGAAGUAAUUUGGAUGGAAGCCUACAGAGGAUACAUCUGGCAACACGACAGGACCUCCACAACAUUAUGAGAGAUUUUAAAAUUACGUAUAAUGAAAAAUUACAUGAAAAUGACUACGUCAGUGUGGCCUUAUGGGUUGCAAAAAUGAAGGCGGAGCAUCACAACCCGGUCCCCUUUUUCAAACAACAAAAUGAGCAGGACGACCCAGCAGUCUUAAAUCGCACGCAGGGUGAGCUACUAGAUGAGAGAUACUUUCUUCUUGUCAUCAUGACGCCACCACAAUGUCAGCUCCUCACGGCCCUUGGCACAGACAGGAUAUGCAUUGAUGGCACCCAUGGCACUACAGGUUUCGACUUCGAACUUGUAACACUGCUCUGCGUUGAUGAGUUCGGCUGUGUAAGGGAACAGACAGGAAACCUGCAUGUCAAAGCAUUUAUGAGUGAUGAUGCACCAGCAUUUUACAAUGCAUGGAAAGACACGAUGGGAAGUGCAGAGCGACAACUCCUUUGUACUUGGCACAUAGACAAAAACUGGAGAGAGAACAUCAGGAAGCACUUAAAGGACAAGCAGGCACAGGAAUUCACAUACAAGGCUGGAGGUGUUUGCAUAGGCUCGGCUGUUGCUUCCGUUCUCUCUGAAAUUGAAAGAAACGUUGUGUCUUUCUGGCAAUUCUAA
Messenger RNA from Ornithodoros turicata, 1272 nucleotides. RefSeq lists its product as uncharacterized. Lineage: Eukaryota; Metazoa; Arthropoda; Arachnida; Ixodida; Argasidae. The record is from RefSeq and is a predicted model, not a curated record. The coding region runs from base 1 to 1272 and encodes 423 amino acids. The transcript has 7 exons.